Messenger RNA from Lathyrus oleraceus (garden pea), 1215 nucleotides. RefSeq lists its product as uncharacterized. The record is from RefSeq and is a predicted model, not a curated record. The transcript has 4 exons. The coding region runs from base 1 to 1215 and encodes 404 amino acids. NCBI's taxonomy places the organism in Eukaryota, Viridiplantae, Streptophyta, Magnoliopsida, Fabales, Fabaceae.
AUGUCACAACAUCAAACUAUAUCUGAUUCAAAAACUACUAAGUCUACUCACAAGGUUAGCGCUCCUUCCAUGGACAUUCACGAUGAUGAGAUUUUGGAUGUGGUUCCUCUAUCAAUUAUUCCCUGCGAAGCCCUUGAUUUAAACCAUCCCAUGGAUGCCUCAGCUCCUACAUGCCCCAAUCAAGGACAUUCUGUGAAGGGAGUCUCUACUCCCCUGUCUAAAAUGUACUCCUCUCUUGAGGUUGCACAACAUAGUGAGAAGAAUAACGAUUCCUCGAAUUCUGAGAAGGACAUGGCUGCUAAAGGUUUGUGCUCUCUAGGGCAAACUGUGUCUGGUAAAGGAAAAUCUGUGGCAUCUAAAACUGCCAAUGCUUCCCAUUCUGAGAAGCAAGAUGUUGCAGACGAUGUGAUUGACCUAGAGGAUGAUAUGUCUUAUGAGCAAGAGGAUAGCUUACUUCAUCACUUAAAGCUAAGUGUGGCUAAGCGUAUGAAGACCCGAAAAGGAAGAUCUGUGGCUGAAAUGAUGGUGGUUGUGGAAAGGGAGUUAGGAAAGGAUGCUGUUGAAGUCAAGGAGGUCAUAGACCUAAUAAAGACUGCUGGGUUGAUGAAGACUAUGGUUGGGUUCUCUCAGUGCUAUGAGGGUUUGGUUAAGCAAUUCAUUGUCAACAUUCCUGAGGAUAUUGCUGAUAAGAACAACAAGGAAUUUUGCAAAGUAUUUGUCAGAGGUAAGUGUAUCACAUUCUCUCCCACUGUCAUUAACAAUUUUAUGGGAAAAAGAUUCGAGGGUGCAGGUGAAUUGGAAGCUACAGACAAUGAGGUAUGUAGAGAAAUUACAGUAAGGCAGGUGAAAGGGUGGCCUAUUAAAAAGCAUCUUCCUGAUGGGAAGUUAACUGUUAAGUAUGCUAUAUUGCAUAAAAUAGGAGCUGCAAAUUGGGUGCCUACCAACCAUAUUUCCACAAUUGCUAAUACCCUUGGAAGAUUUAUUUUUGCUGUUGGAACCAAAAUGAAUUUUUACUAUGGUAGAUUUAUGUUUGAACAAAUUAUCAAGCAUGCAUCUACUAAUACAUUUAAGCUGUAUAUUGCCUUUCCCUCUAUGAUUUGUGGGAUUGUCCUGAAUCAACACCCUGGUGUUCUGAGUUCUAAUGACUUACCAAGUAGAAGAAAACCUGCUCUCUUGCUUACAACUGAUUAUGUACUUGGUUUUGUAACCCCUUAA